This is a messenger RNA of Lates calcarifer (barramundi perch), 2460 nucleotides long. Its product is annotated as multiple epidermal growth factor-like domains protein 6. The transcript is spliced from 4 exons. Bases 74 to 640 code for a protein of 188 amino acids. The record is from RefSeq and is a predicted model, not a curated record. Lineage: Eukaryota; Metazoa; Chordata; Actinopteri; Centropomidae. Gene Ontology annotation, molecular function: scavenger receptor activity.
UCCUUCGGGAAGAUUUGGUGCCAACUGCCAGCUGAGAUGUAACUGUCAAAAUAACAGCACUUGUGACAGAGCGAUGGGGACGUGUCAGUGUGGUCCGGGCUAUUAUGGACAUCUGUGUGAACAUGCCUGUCCUCCUGGUCUCCACGGCCCGCUGUGCCAGCUGCAGUGUGACUGUAUGAACGGAGCGUCCUGCCACCCUGUGUCGGGCCACUGCAUCUGUCCUCCGGGAUACUACGGAACCCGCUGCCACAGAGUGUGCGAACAGGGAACCUUUGGUCCGGGCUGCGCCAAAGCGUGUGACUGUGCGGACGACGCUCUGUGCGACCCUGUGACGGGAAGAUGCCUCUGCUCCUCGGGGAAGACUGGACCCAGAUGUGACAUCGACUGCAGGGCGAACAGGUUCGGGCCGGACUGCGCUCAGACCUGCGAGUGCGCCAACGGAGCGCAGUGCGACCGACGCAACGGCCGCUGCAGCUGCAUGCACAGCUGGAUCGGACUCUCCUGUCAGGAAGGUACAGUAAUGACCAACCACACAGGCAUCCCCCCGCUGUCUCCACUGUUACACCCACACGGACGGCAGGUGACAGGCUUUGCUGACUGUCGAGUCGGAGCAGAAGCGACAUUUUCGCUGACUCUGUGAAACAAGAGAAAAUAACUAGUUGAAGUGCUGACAGCGUUCAGUGACUGUGUGUGUGUUUGGUUGCAGAAGUGCAGAGGCUGCACCUUCUCCUCGGUGUCGUCUUUGCUCUGAUCGGAUAUGAAAUGUUGUGUUUGCCGAGCUGGACUUUCCUGUGUGUGUGUUUCCUCAGGUGGACCUCCACGCCUCACCUCUGGGAACAGCAGAGGAGACUCACAGCACAGCAACUCCUUAUAGCAGCUCCAUCCUCUAACCCUAACCCUAACCCUAACCCUGGCUGGAGGACUCCAACUACAACUGGGACAGAGCAGCAGGAUUUUACUGAGGUGACUGAAAGUGAGUGAAAACUUGUGACAGGAAGUUGUAGCAGCUGGAGGAUCUUCAUGGAAAGAGACUCUCUGAUGAGAACUGCAGUUCCGUGUUUGGACCUCAGCUGGACUUUUUUUUUUUUUUUUGGCGUGCCAAAGCGACCUUUGAACUCUGACUCUGGUACAUUGUGAGUUCUUUGCGCUCAAAGUGGAACGUCACCUUAAAAGAAAAAAAAAAAACACCUUUAAUCAUCAGGAUCAGAAUGACUUCAGAGUGCAGUGGUUGUGUUUAAUGUUUUUUCCUCAAAACACCUUUUGCGGGUACUGUAUAUAUUUAUAUACUGAUUGAUUAUUGAUGGAUACGAUGCAACCAUAUUCCAUUACUUGCUAGUACUAUGAAGUUGUUUUUCAGUCUAUACAAAAUGAAGUACUACCCUCAGUCCAAUGGUGCUAUGGUGCUUUACUGUGCUUUAGAUGUUUGAUAAUAGUCAUCACAGUAAAGCACAUUCCUGUUGACUUACUGCCUUAAUGAAAAGCUGGGAUUUCAAUAUAAAUCACUUAAAAUUACACAGCUAGCGGUCAGUGGUGACUACAUAUUUUCUUUUGACUUGAUUUUGUGUAUAAAUUGCUUCAUAUUUAUAUUUAACAGUUGAAUAUACGGCCAAUUUAAAAAUGCAUCUUCUGUUUUCUGCUGGAUAAAAGAGACUUUGCAGCUCUGCCAAAUUUACAGUCCAGGUUUUACACAUGAAUGCCAAUAAAAGACAGAGACGAAAAGGUUCGUUAACCAUUCUUAUUUUAUCGUUAUUUCGUUUUCAUUGGAGAUCGAAGCUGUACAUCCUGUCUAAAUUUCAGAUUCAAGCACAGUGCAGAUAGCAACGCCUGCAAAAGAAAAUAAAAAAAAAAAGAAAAGAAAAGAGAAAAGGCAGAGGUGAUCACAACCAGAAAUAUAUACAACGGUCAAACUAUGUACAGGAGAUACCAGGCGCUCACUUAUGUCGUCUUCAGAGUGAAUUCAGUCCACCGUUUUCAUUCACUUCAGAGCAUUCCUCACAAUGCAUACACAACACAAAGAAAUUGCUUCUUUUUGUCAGUCUUAAAAUCGAUACAAUACAGAUAGGAAAAAUGCAGCAUGAUGAAAAAAAUAAAAACAGUUCUUUUAAUUCUCUCUACUGCAUUAAAGGCUAAAACAUAAAAAUAUAUUCUCUGUAUAACCUAGAACCUUCUGUAAAAUAAGCUCUAUCCAUAUGUGGGUCUGGUUUCAUUUCUGAACUAGUCAUUAAACUGUUAGAACAGCAAAUCUGAUGAAACUAGGACCACUUAAAGCAUGAAUUACACCCCAGCCUUUAAACAUUACAGUUAUUUCUUCAUUGUGUGUUAACCUGUAAACAGCACGCUGUGAAAUAACACUGAUGGUCGAACAAAAUACACAGCGAUAUCAUUUAAAGGAGAAGUUUGACAUUUUGGGAAUUAGGCUUAUUCGCUGUUUUAAGAGUGAAAUGAGAAGAUGGAUGCUGC